UUUUAGUCUGCUUUAAUUGUGUUGUGUAAUACAGACUUCGGUUGUGGCAGGGGAAGUUGUAAUUUUCGACAGUUUUAUGUAGUAGUGUGCGAUUGUACGCCCGUGCGAAGGUUUAUAAUGGCGGCUCCAUUGACAGCAGAGCAAGAAGUUGCCACGAAACAUUUUAUAGAAGUUGUUAAUAAAGUUCGGCUUCGUCGUAAACUGGGACCGGUAAGUUGGUCAACCGCCGUGCGUUUUUUAAUCGCUCGAAAAUUUGACGUGAUUCGCGCCAUCGCUCUUUUUGAGCAACAUGAACUUACGAGGCAAAGGGAAGGAUUGAUGAACUUCGAUCCUGCAAGUGACCCACUUAAAUCCGAACUGCAUACAGGGAAAUUCACCGUACUGCCUACAAGGGAUGCUACUGGUGCAGCUAUAGCUGUUUUUACGGCACACAGGCAUCAACCCCUAAAUAGUACACACCAAACCACUCUACAAGGAGUUGUUUAUCAACUGGAUGCCGCACUUCAGGAUCCUAUCACACAACGAGCUGGAAUCGUGUUCAUUUACGAUAUGUCGUAUUCAAAAUAUUCCAAUUUUGAUUAUGACCUCUCUCAGAAGAUUCUUACAUUAUUAAAGGGUGGUUACCCAGCAAAACUCAAAAAGGUUCUAAUUGUGACGGCGCCUUUAUGGUUCAAAGCUCCUUUUAAAAUUCUUCGUCUCUUUGUACGGGAAAAGCUUAGAGAGCGAGUAUAUACGGUGUCGACGGCGCAACUCAGUAGUCACAUCCCGAGGGAUUCACUUCCCACACAGUUGGGAGGAAACCACAAGCUGGACCAUGAAGCCUGGCUGUUACGUUGCUAUCAGUCUAUGACCACCCGUCCUGAAUCACCACAGCCUCAAUAUGAUGGCACAACGCCAUCCCCACAAAAACGUCUUGGAACAACAGAAGAUAUCAAAAUUUCGGCAUCGACCAAUAACAUAAAUGAUAGUUGGGCGGAAGAAGCCAAUCUAAAUCCUCCCAGUAGUGCAUCUAGUGGUUUUUCCGAUGACGAUUCCCUCCAUGGUGACGGUACCGCAUUAACAAUGCCCCAAUUAGUAGAUUAUAUUAGAGAAAGAGGCAGGUUGGGACUUAUACAGGAAUAUGCGGAAAUACGCGUUCGGCCACCCGAAGGGACUUUUAACGUUGCUAAAGUAAAAAAUAACCUUCCUAAGAAUAGGUAUACCGAUGUGUUGUGUUACGAUCAUAGUAGAGUGAUUCUCUCCGAAGUUGACGGUGAUAAAGACAGUGAUUAUAUACAUGCAAAUUUUGUAGAUGGUUAUAAACAAAAAAAUGCUUUUAUUAGUACUCAAGGUCCAUUACUAAAAACGGCAACAGACUUCUGGAGGAUGGUUUGGGAACAACAUUGUUUAGUAAUUGUGAUGACAACUCGUGUUAUGGAACGUGGACGUCCUAAAUGCCAUCAGUAUUUCGAAGCGGAUGUUGAUGGUGAAGCCAGUUAUGGACACUUUGUAGUUAAAACUAUUUCAAUAGAAGCCGAUCCAGAUUAUACAAUUUCUACUUUACAUCUAACCAAUACAAAAUUAGAAGAAACACGAGAAAUUUCACAUUGGCAGUUCACAUCAUGGCCUGAUUAUGGGGUGCCACAUUCGGCUAGGGCGAUGCUAGAUUUUCUAGAGCGAGUAAGAAGGCAACAAGCUAAUAUGGUUCUAGCCCUCGGUGAUACGUGGGCGGGCCAUCCUCGAGGACCACCAAUUGUUGUUCACUGCAGUGCUGGUAUUGGACGAACAGGUACAUUUUGUACAUUAGACAUAUGCAUAUCACGUUUAGAAGAUGUCGGUACUGUGGACAUCCGGGGGACGGUAGAGAAGAUACGGUCGCAACGAGCGUAUUCCAUUCAAAUGCCUGAUCAGUAUGUUUUUUGUCAUCUAGCUCUUGUAGAAUACGCACAAAUGAAGGGCAGUUUACAGUCGGCCGAUUUAUCUGGCUUUGAUCAAGGUGCAGAUGAAGAUUCAGAGUAAUCUUAACCUUGCAUCUAAUUGUUAAAUGUGAACUUUGUAGUUAUGAUACUUUGGAAGUAAAGAACUGAAUUGUGAUGUGUAAUAUUAUGUGUUUUUUGAGAGUAAAUUGUUUAGUAACAUUUUAACUUAAUGAACGUGAUGAUCUUGUUAGGUAUUUGAUUUAUUUUAAAUAUUGAUAAUAUUUAUUUAUACCAUUAAUGUUGUAUACCGAUUUAUUAACUCUUCGCCCUAAUUAUAAUUAUUUAAAGUAUGUGUUAAUAUCUUGAAUUUUUAUUAAUUUAUUUAAUGUUUUGGUGCAAGAUACAAAAAAAUUGAUGUCAAUGAAACAAUCGGAUUUAAGAUAAAUAUACUGUUUAAACUAUACUGUAGGCCCAAUUUUAACCUAAAUGGCAGUUGCCUGAGAAACUUUCCAUUUUGAAAACGCAAUUCUGUAUUGUAAAUAGUGCAGGAUGCUACUACGAAAUUCACAUUUCUGCUACAUUUUUUGUAAUAAAUAUUGCAAGUAAGUGUAGGUACUAUCACAUUUCAAAGACGCCUAAAAUGAUUUCCUAUUAAGUGAAAUAUUUUUUGUUUUAAUGUGCAACUGCUGAAGGAACAUAAGUCAUUCCAUGUUUCAGCAGUAACUUUUAAUUUACUUAACAUAUCUCAAAUUGUGUACUGCAAUUUAGAUUUAUUAACAUAAUGGCAACAGACAAAAUGAAUUUGUAUUGCA
Molecule: messenger RNA, 2710 nt
Organism: Photinus pyralis (common eastern firefly)
Lineage: Eukaryota; Metazoa; Arthropoda; Insecta; Coleoptera; Lampyridae
Product: tyrosine-protein phosphatase non-receptor type 9-like
Exons: 8
Coding region: 118-1998 (626 amino acids)
Biological process (GO): protein dephosphorylation
Molecular function (GO): protein tyrosine phosphatase activity
Source: RefSeq, a predicted model, not a curated record